AUGGACAAUUUUAUGUACUAAUUUCCAGUAAAACUAACGUUUUAAUAAGUUCCCCAUUUCGGAAUACGAAGGCUAAGUGUCGGCGUGUUUUAUUCUGCAGGUCUGCAAUACAAAAUUAAUGCGACAUUCUGUUUUAAAGACGAUCUUUCGUUCUUUGACGGGUUAAUCUAGUUCUUGGAAAAUUUGUGCCGGUGGCAGAGCUCUUGAAGGGGUAUACAGGAUGCAAAUUUGACCACUAGCAUAGAAGACCCUCCGAAUUUUAAAAACUGUAGGGAUUGAAAAUAAUUGGUUCUCUUGUUUUUGAAAACUAAACUCUGCUUUCACAUGGCAAAAGGAGGAGAUAAAAAGAGAGUGAUAUGCCCAGAAGGUUUCGAUCUCAGGCCACUACAAGUGAUGGAAUUCAUUGGUUUUGAAUUGGAAAUUGUGACACCCACAUGCAUUCAAGGUCGCUUUGUGGUUUCAGAAAGGUCCGCUCAGGCACAUGGAGUUCUUCAUGGAGGUAUAUCAGCCUUCAUUGCUGAGAGUCUUGGAAGUCUUGGUGCUUUUGUGGUUUCUGGAUUCCAACCAGUUGCAGGAGUGGAUCUUAGUAUCAGUCAUCUUCGGGCUGCUCCUAUUGGUUUGGAGAUUGAGGCAAAAGCAACUCCAGUUCAUAUUGGGGGCAGGUUACAUGAUUACUUUGAGAGUUCUGUUGUUGUGAGUAAACAGCUCCUGUGAGUUGAUGGGAUUGGGAAAUAUAAGUUAAUUUUACAUAUUACUUGGAGAAAAAUAUAUCUUGGGAACUAGGCCUUUGCCCAAUGCUUUGUGGAAGUUGACCUCCUUGAAGUUGCGUCUUGGUCCUUAGUUCAAAUUCUUUUGUCAGACAUGGCUACUUGAUGUUGUCAUUGAUCAUGUAGAACCUGUAGCAUAUAAUCUCCCUAUUCAGGAAAGUUUUUUCAGCACCAUUGUUGAACUUAUCGAAGAUUAUAUGCUUCUUACAACCCAAACUUUAUAGCUGCUUAAUCUUGUAAUAAUAAUUCCAAAAAUAUCUGGAACAAGAUGGUUGAUAUAUGAAAGAGAAAGAAAAAGAGAAAUUAGCUUA
Molecule: messenger RNA, 1078 nt
Organism: Cryptomeria japonica (Japanese cedar)
Lineage: Eukaryota; Viridiplantae; Streptophyta; Pinopsida; Cupressales; Cupressaceae
Product: 1,4-dihydroxy-2-naphthoyl-CoA thioesterase 1
Exons: 4
Coding region: 325-714 (129 amino acids)
Biological process (GO): phylloquinone biosynthetic process
Cellular component (GO): peroxisome
Molecular function (GO): 1,4-dihydroxy-2-naphthoyl-CoA thioesterase activity
Source: RefSeq, a predicted model, not a curated record